Mus pahari (shrew mouse) is the source of this 749-nucleotide messenger RNA. RefSeq names its product NCBP2 antisense 2 (head to head) (gene Ncbp2as2). The coding region runs from base 66 to 353 and encodes 95 amino acids. The record is from RefSeq and is a predicted model, not a curated record. NCBI's taxonomy places the organism in Eukaryota, Metazoa, Chordata, Mammalia, Rodentia, Muridae. The transcript has a single exon.
CGUCGGGCGUGGCCGGCCGGAAGGCGAGGGCAGCGAGCGUCGGGUUCCGCGCCGCGCGGAGAGCCAUGGUCCUCCGGCGGCUGCUGGCGGCCCUGCUGCACAGCCCGCAGCUGGUGGAGCGGCUGGCCGAGUCGCGGCCCAUCCGGCGGGCGGCGCAGCUCACAGCCUUCGCGCUGCUGCAGCUGCAGCUGCGCGGCCACGAUGCAGCCCGCCGCCUGCGCGCCCUCGCGGAUCAGCCCCCGGGUGCCCUGCGUCGCCGCGCCGCGAGGUUCAAGGACACUUUCACCGAGGAACUCCGCCGUGGCGUCCGGGAGCGUUCAGGGCAGCAGAAGGGUCCGGGCGCCAAAGCGUAAGCACGGACUGGACCCUCCCCGGCCGAGGUCACGGACGCGUCCCUUCAGUCAUCUACACCGACCUCGGCAGUCACGAGCCAUCUCCAGGACGCUACGCUGCUUCGAAUCCUAACUCGGAUUGUCCUACAGAUGCCUGAAGUCAAAGGGACGCGUGCCCGGUAGUCCUGCAGACGGAAAGACCUCGAGGCCCACCGGUGAUAGAGAAUCUAGACCAUAACAUAGCACGACUGAGAGCCAUGGACCAACAACCAGAAAGCAAGCCUGCCGUCUGCAAGCAGGACUGAAGCUGAAUUCCUGCUGCUGCAUCUGCACUGGUGCAGGAGAAUACCGGGGGAGCUUGUAGAUGGAACGACAACCCCGAGGUUGCCAAAAUCUUUCAUUAAAUGUGUAAGCUGA